GUCGCUUUACUGCAGAAGAGCUUACAUCACUGUGAUACAACUAUUUUUAUUUAAAUAUGUUUAAAGUCAUUAGAGAUAAAUGUAUCAGAUACAAAGCCAAAAAUUAUUUAAAAUUACAUAGAAAUGAAAGAUUAUUUUCGACAAGCAAGGAACUGGUCACUUCAGCUGACGUAGUCGUUAUUGGGGGUGGAAUUGCUGGGUGUAAUACACUAUACCAACUAACAAAGAGAGGUGUAAAUGCGGUAUUACUGGAAAGGAAUAAGUUAACCAGUGGAACGACAUGGCAUACAGCGGGUUUAGUAUGGUCGCUUCGACCAAGCGACUUGGAGGUUAGGUUACUACAAGAUUCUAGAGAAGUAUACAAUUCAUUAGAGAAAGAGACCGGAGAUCACGCGGGAUGGAUAAACAAUGGUGGAAUGUUUAUAUCUCGGAGUCGGGUGCGUACGGAAGAAUAUCUAAGGUUACAUACUUUAGGAAAAUCAAUGGGCAUACCAAGUGAAAUAUUAGAUCCAAAUGAGGCCCAGAAACUGUUUCCACUGUUAGACCCAUCUGUUUUCAAAAUGGCUUUAUACUCACCACUAGACGGAACCAUAGAUCCAGCAAUGGUUUGCAAUGCUCUUGUUAAAGUUGCAUCCAAAAACGGAGGGAAGAUAUACGAAGAUUGUCCCGUUAUCGAUGUCCAUUAUGCCCAUAAUUUGCUUGGAAGUAAAGAAGUGACUGGCGUUCAUACUGAAAAAGGUUUUAUUAAAACAAAAUGUGUGGUGAAUUGCGGAGGUGUAUGGGGCCCGCGUAUAGCAAGAUUUGCCGGUGUACCUUCUUUACCAAUAGUACCAUUUAAACAUGCUUACGUUGUUUCCGAUGGCAUACCAGAAAUCCGCGGUUGUCCAAAUGUUAGAGACCAUGAUGUUAACCUUUAUUUCAAGAUACAGGGCGAAAGUUGUAACAUUGGGGGAUACGAAAAAAAUCCUAUUUUGCUUGAUCAGGUUCCAGAACACCAACAUUUCCAUCUUUAUGAAUUAGAUUGGGAUGUGUUUAGUGUACACAUGAAUAGUGCUACUUCACUAUGUCCCAAGUUAGGAAAAAUUGGUAUUAAAAGUACAGUAUGUGGCCCGGAAUCUUUCACACCCGACCAUAAACCAUUGCUCGGGGAAGAUUCUAAUGUCUUUGGACUCUACCACAACUGCGGGUAUAACUCGGCUGGAAUGAUGUUUUCUGCCGGUACAGCCAUACAACUAGCAGAAUGGAUCAUCAGUGGAAGGCCACACUACAACAUGUUUUCCUUCGACGUAUGCCGUUUUACGCCCGGCCAAUUAUCUCGUGCUCAUUGGGUGCGGGAGAGCAGUCACGAGUCAUAUGUCCGCAACUAUAGUAUAGUGUUCCCUAACGAUGAACCCCUCGCCGGCCGAGACGCCAGCCAUGAUGCUUUGCACCAAGAACUGAUAGAUGACGGAGCGGUGAUGCAAGCGCGUGCUGGCUGGGAACGACCUGGUUUCUUUAUGCCUGGCGAAAAGAUCCGAGUUCAACAAUACGAUUGGGGCGGUGUCAACGAAUAUCCUAGGAAUUUAGAUCAGCGAUACGAAGACAUUCUUAAAGGAGAUUACACGUUUGGCUUUUCGAAACAUCAUGACAUAAUAGGUUCAGAGGCUUUGGCUUGUAGAAAUGCAGCUGCAUUAUUCAACAUGUCCUAUUAUGGAAAAUUUUAUUUGACGGGACCCGACGCCCAAAGAACCGCUGAACUUGCCUUCACAGCUGAUCUAUCAAGAAAAGCCGAAAGAUUAGUCUACACCCUACUCCUGAAUGAAAAAGGCGGCGUAGAGGCGGACUUAACAGUUAGUAUUCUUGACGGAGGCAGCGGUGCAUUACAUGAGCCUAUAUUUAAAGGUCGCGGAUACUACGUUGUGACGAGUGGUUUCAGCGCAAACCACACAGCAUCAAUUCUUCGCCGAAUCAUACAUAAAAACAAACUUAGAGCAAAUUUGACAGACGUCAGCAAACAGCUUUGUAUUUUAGGUAUACAAGGCCCGGACAGCCAGCGCAUUCUGCAACGAUACACUGACGCUGGUCUUUCAAACGACGCUUUCCCCUUACAUACGCACCGAAGUAUUAAAGUGUCGAAUGCGCCUAAUUCUCCAGACAAUAAGGCUUAUACUUGUCGAGCUCUGCGUGUGUCUUGGGCCGGUGAGCUAGGCUGGGAACUUCACAUUCCGUCCUCCCACGCCGUGCAAGUCUAUAAGGCUUUGAGGAAGGCGAAGGGUUUGAAGAACGCUGGGUGGAGGGCGUUGACAUCUCUUAGCGCGGAAAAAGGUUUUCAUUUAUGGAACGUUGAUUUGAGGACUGAUGACAACCCAAUAGAAUCGAAUAUGGGGUUCACCUGUCGUAAAGAUGGCGAGUACAUUGGCAACGAAUUUGUCACUAAAGCUAAAAAGAAUGGAGUGACCAAGAAAUACGCUUUCCUAACCCUCGAUGAUAAGGUGGCAUUAUUCGGUCAAGAAGCCAUAUUUAGAAAUGGUGAACCCGUCGGUUAUGUGCGGAGGGGAGAUUAUGGGUUCUUCAUUGAUAAAUCCAUUGGAAUUGGUUACAUAACUAACAAAGGCGCAGUGGUCACGAAAGAGUACUUAAAAGAAGGCAAUUACGAAAUUGAGGUUAUGGGGAAGAAGUAUAAAGCAAAUCUUCAUUUAAAAUCGCCUUUUGAUCCGACCGGUCAAAGGCUUCUCGGAAAUUAUGGAGAAUUAGGCAUGGAUGAAAAUACGCACGAACCACACGCUGGCCAAAAUGAGAGAGCAGGUGGUAGUGAAUAGUGAUCUCAGUUUAAAUAAAUAUUUAGCUUAUAA
Molecule: messenger RNA, 2831 nt
Organism: Vanessa atalanta (red admiral)
Lineage: Eukaryota; Metazoa; Arthropoda; Insecta; Lepidoptera; Nymphalidae
Gene: Sardh
Product: sarcosine dehydrogenase, mitochondrial
Exons: 16
Coding region: 57-2798 (913 amino acids)
Cellular component (GO): cytoplasm; mitochondrion; mitochondrial matrix
Molecular function (GO): sarcosine dehydrogenase activity; protein binding
Source: RefSeq, a predicted model, not a curated record